Protobothrops mucrosquamatus (brown spotted pit viper) is the source of this 7145-nucleotide messenger RNA. RefSeq names its product pecanex 1 (gene PCNX1). Lineage: Eukaryota; Metazoa; Chordata; Lepidosauria; Squamata; Viperidae. Gene Ontology annotation, cellular component: membrane. The record is from RefSeq and is a predicted model, not a curated record. Bases 1 to 6906 code for a protein of 2301 amino acids. The transcript has 35 exons.
AUGGGCUCCCAGUUGCUGCAGAUCCUGCGCCAGGGCGUGUGGGCGGCUUUGAGCGGCGGCUGGUACCAAGACCCGCACCAGGGCGCCGGGGUCAACGCGUUGCACCUCUACCUGUGGCUCUUCCUGCUUGGCUUCCCUUUCACGUUAUACAUGGCUCUUCCUUCUUCCAUGUUGAUAGUAGCAAUUUACUGCCCAGUGAUAGCAGCUCUCUUCAUUGUUCUGAAGAUGAUAAACUACCGUCUUCACAGAGCACUUGAUGAAGGUGAGAUUGUGGAGAGAAAUGCCAGUGAGCAUAUGGACAGGAGUGCAAAAGCAGAGCAGAAUAACUCUUCUACCAAGAGACGGGACAGUAACGGACCCAGUGAUCCAGGGGGAGGGAUUGAGAUGUCAGAGUUUAUUCGAGAAGCCACACCUCCAGUAGGAUGCAGUUCUCGAAAUUCUUUUGCUGGCCUAGAUCUAAAUAACCAGAUUGGAUCAGGUUUAUCUCGUCAUGGAACUGCAGCUACCAUUAAAGGUGAUACAGACACUGCAAAGACCUCUGAUGAUAUCAGUCUGAGUCUGGGACAGAGUUCUAGUCUUUGUAAAGAAGGGAGCGAAGAGCAAGAUUUGGCAGCUGAUCGGAAGACUUUUCAUCUGAUCUCCGUUGAUUCCUUUGUGUCCAUUCAGCCCUCAUUGUCAACUGCACAGGAGCUAUCAAGAGACAGCACUGAUAAAGUGUGCCUUCCUAAUCAGCAUUUAGAUCCUUCUGUGUCUAAUGCAUGUGACACUGAAAUGGCUUCUCUUGUCUCUUUGCAUUCACACUCCUAUAGGAAAGAUCAUAGACCACGAGGUGUGCCAAGGACUUCCAGUUCAGCAGUUGCAUUUCCAGAUGUAUCACUAAAUGACUUUCCUCUCUAUCAGCAAAGGCGGGGGCUGGAUACUGUCAGUGAACUAGAAGCUUGCAAGCCUCGAACAGGAUCCAAAGAAUCAUUAGCUGAGAACUCAUGUAUUUCUGGUGUAUUUCAACUAGAUGAUAUUCUAAAAUGUAGUAGUCCACAACUGCUAGUCAAAAGCGGCAAGAGUAAAUCUUUACAAGCAGAUAAAAGUGUGGAUAGCCUGAGAAGCCUGAGUACAAGAAGUAGUGGCUCAACAGAGAGUUACUGUAGUGGAACUGAUCGUGACACCAUCAGUACCAUCAGCAGCUAUAAAAGUGAGCAGACAAGUUCUACUCAUAUAGAAAGCAUGUUGUCAGAGCAUGAAGUGUCACCUAAAGAGGAGAAGAAAAGCAGCAAGAAAAAAAACUACACCGUUGAUUCUGAUGACUGUCAUAUUGCUCCUAACAAAAGGAUGAGUACGGAAAGAACUAUAGCUGAAACUAACACCAGCAGUUGCAUUCAAGCAGAAGAAUGCCUGAAUGCAUCAGAGGAGAUGCACAAUCAGAGGGCCCUUAGUACCUCUGCUUCAGAAGAAGCAAAUAAGAAUCCUCAUGCUAACGAACUAACAACACAAACAGAACAGUCUCCCCGAAACCCUACCGUGAAAAGAGAUGAACAUAAAGAGAAAUCUUCCAUGGUUGACUCAAGAACUUUUAAGGAAAUGGUAGAAAAGCAGAAAGAGGGGGAUGUGCGACCUAAAUCAUGUAGCUUAAUCCAUCGGACAGCUUCAGCUCAAAAAUCCAGCAGGAGAAGGACAGGGAAAAAACGGGCUAGUAGUUUUGACACAAGUCGACACAAAGAAUAUAUUUCCUUCCGAGGGGUAUCUUCUACCAAGCCCCACAGUACAGGUUUUUGCCAUGAUGAAGACUCAAGUGAUCAAAGUGAUUUGAGCCGAACUUCAAGCAUGCAGUCAGCCCACCAGUUCAGCAGUGAUAGCUCUUCCAGCACAACUUCUCAUUCAUGCCAGUCUCCUGAGGGAAAAUUCAAUGCCCUAAAGACAAAAUAUAUUGCCAAAGAGAGAGGCACAGACUUGGAAAAUUCCUACAAAAUUCACUUGGGCACUGAUGCAAUUGUCAAAAAGCAUUCAACCCGACAGACUCACAGUACAAACAGUGCCAAGAGUCGUACCAGGGUGUUAAGCUUGGAUAGUGGUGCAGUAGCCUGUUUGAAUGAUCCAAAUCUAAUGAUGCCAGAUACAAUAAAACAAUUAACAACUUCUAAAUCUGACUUAGAGGCCAAAGAGGGAGAAGUGCUUGAUGAGCUAUCUCUGUUGGGAAGGGCUUCACAACUAGAAUCAGUCACUCGCUCUAGAAAUAGCUUACCAAACCAGCCUAUGUUUACUGAAAGAGAAGAUCAGGAGAAGGGAAGCAUUGCAGCACAAGCCAAUGAGGAAGCAGUCACAGUUCGGCGUGAACGCAGCACAUUUAGGCGUCAGGCAGUACGGCGCCGUCACAAUGCAGGGAGUAACCCUACCCCUCCUUCAUUGCUCAUCGGCUCUCCCCUCAGCCUUCAAGAUGUUCAGCAAGGGCAGCAGUCCACAGCCAAAGUCAAAGUCCAGUCACGCCCCCAUUCCCAGGCAGCAGUGCUCAGCGCUAGCACCUCCUUGCUGAUGAGAAAUGGGAGUGUCCAGUUAGAAGCAACACAUGACAGUGCAUCUGCUGUCGGCAGCAGCAGUUUGCACAAUGAACUUGGUAAGUUCAGUUCAACACUCUAUGAAACGGGGGGCUGCGAUAUGUCGCUUGUGAAUUUUGAGCCAGCUGCAAGAAGAACAUCUAACAUCUGUGAUACGGAUUCUCAUGUCUCAAGUUCUACCUCAGUUCGUUUUUAUCCACAUGAUUUACUUUCCCUCCCUCAGAUCAGACUGAACAGACUGUUGACCAUAGAUACCGAUCUUCUGGAGCAUCAAGACAUGGACCUGAGUCCUGAUCUGCAGGACCAUCUACAACAACAAGAGGAGCCAUCGCAAAAAGUGAAACAUUAUUAUCGCUUUUGGAUCCUACCCAAAGUCUGGAUUGGCAUCAAUUUUGAUAGAUUGACUCUUUUGGCUUUGUUUGACAGGAAUCGUGAGAUCUUGGAAAAUGUAUUAGCUGUCAUCCUAGCUAUCCAAGUGGCUUUUCUAGGUUCUAUACUCCUUAUAGAAGGCUUCUUCAAGGACAUCUGGGUCUUCCAAUUUUGUUUGGUGAUUGCCAGUUGCCAGUACUCUUUGCUGAAGAGUGUUCAGCCAGAUUCUUCAUCACCUCGACAUGGUCAUAACCGAAUCAUAGCCUACAGCAGGCCUGUUUACUUCUGUAUAUGCUGCAGUCUCAUUUGGCUAUUGGACUACGGCAGCAAGAGCACUUUUACUGCACGGUUCCAACUAUAUGGAAUGGCUUUCACGAAUCCAAUAUUGCUGCUUUCAGCAAGGGACUUGAUUAUGGUGUUUAUACUAUGCUUCCCUAUAGUAUUCUUCAUUGGUCUUCUGCCUCAGGUGAACACUUUUGUGAUGUACCUCUGUGAACAAUUAGAUAUUCAUGUCUUUGGUGGCAAUGCCACGACGAGCCUCAUUGCAGCACUCUACAGUUUUAUCUGUAGUAUUGUGGCAGUAGCAUUAUUAUAUGGAUUGUGUUAUGGGGCCCUAAAGGAUUCUUGGGAUGGUCAACAUAUUCCAGUGCUUUUCUCAGUAUUCUGUGGUACAUUAGUGGCAAUUUCCUAUCAUCUCAGCCGACAAAGUAGUGAUCCUUCUGUCCUUUUUUCUUUAGUGCAAUCAAAGCUUUUUCCGACUUCAGAAGAUAAAAACCCAGAAGAUCCACUAUCUGAAGUCAAAGACCCCUUACCUGAAAAGCUUAGAAACUCAGUGCCUGUUUUAAGUUACGUUUUGUAUGCAUUGGUGGGAUUAAUUGGAUUUAUGACCCAUUAUGUGCUGCCUCAGCUCCGAAAACAGCUCCCAUGGCACUGUUUUUCUCAUCCAUUGCUGAAAACCAAGGAAUACUAUCAAUUUGAAGUUCGCAAUGCUGCACAUGUUAUGUGGUUUGAGAAAGUUCAUAUAUGGCUUCUUUUUGUGGAGAAGAAUAUAAUCUAUCCCUUGGUAGUCCUCAAUGAGCUCAGCAGCAGUGCAAAAACUAUUGCUAGUCCAAAGAGAUUAGAUACAGAACUUGGUGCUUUAAUGAUUACUAUAGCUGGUAUGAAGUUGCUGCGCUCAUCUUUUAGCAAUCCAACCUACCAGUAUGUCACUAUCAUUUUUACAGUGCUUUUCUUUACAUUUGAUUACAAUCGAUUCUCUGAGACCAUGCUGCUAGAUUUGUUCUUCAUGUCCAUACUCUUCAACAAGCUUUGGGAACUUUUUUACAAACUGAGGUUUGUGUACACUUAUAUUGCUCCUUGGCAAAUCACAUGGGGAUCUGCUUUCCAUGCUUUCGCCCAACCAUUUGCUGUGCCUCAUUCUGCAAUGCUGUUUGUCCAGGCAAUCGUGUCUGCCUUUUUCUCUACCCCAUUGAACCCUUUUUUGGGAAGUGCAAUAUUUAUCACUUCAUAUGUCAGACCCGUCAAGUUCUGGGAGAGAGAUUACAACACAAAACGAGUGGACCACUCAAACACAAGAUUGGCUUCUCAGCUUGACAGAAAUCCAGGUUCUGAUGACAAUAACUUGAAUUCAAUCUUCUAUGAACAUUUAACUCGCUCCCUUCAGCACAGCCUGUGUGGAGACUUACUCUUGGGGCGAUGGGGAAACUACAGUACUGGAGAUUGCUUUAUUCUUGCUUCCGACUACCUCAAUGCACUUGUACACCUUAUAGAGAUUGGCAAUGGCUUAGUCACCUUCCAACUGAGAGGGCUUGAAUUCAGAGGAACUUAUUGUCAGCAACGAGAAGUAGAAGCUAUUACUGAAGGGGUUGAAGAAGAUGAAGGGUUCUGUUGCUGCGAACCUGGUCAUAUCCCUCAUGUGUUGUCCUUUAAUGCUGCCUUUGGCCAGCGUUGGCUGGCUUGGGAAGUUCUAGUCACAAAGUAUGUCUUGGAGGGUUACAGCAUCACUGACAACAGUGCUGCUUCCAUGCUUCAGGUCUUUGAUCUAAGGAAAAUACUCACCACAUACUAUGUCAAGGGUAUCAUCUAUUAUGUAAUAUCCUCUCCCAAGCUAGAGGAAUGGUUAUCAAAUGAAACAAUGCAGGAAGGACUGCAGCAGUGUGCAGACCAAAAUUAUGUAGAUGUAGACCCUACAUUUAAUCCUAAUAUUGAUGAGGAUUAUGAUCAUCGCCUAGCAGGGAUUUCAAGAGAGAGUUUUUGUAUAAUUUAUCUCAACUGGGUAGAAUAUUGCUGCUCCCAGAGAGAAAAACCACUCAAUGCAGAUAAGGAUUCUUCUCUGGUUACCCUUUGCUACGGGCUGUCUGUUCUUGGUCGGAGGGCUCUGGGAACUGCUUCACAUCAUAUGGCUAGUAAUCUGGAAUCUUUCCUGUAUGGGCUCCAUGCCUUGUUUAAAGGAGACUUUCGUAUAUCAUCAAUGCGAGAUGAAUGGAUUUUUGCAGACAUGGAAUUACUGAGGAAAGUGGUGGUCCCUGGGAUACGGAUGUCACUAAAACUGCACCAGGAUCAUUUCACCUCUCCCGAUGAAUACGAUGAUCCUGCUGUUCUCUAUGAAGCUAUCACAACGCACGAACAAAACCUGGUUAUAGCUCAUGAAGGGGACCCUGCUUGGCGAAGUGCUGUACUUUCCAAUUCUCCCUCCCUACUUGCCCUUCGCCACGUGAUGGAUGACGGCACCAAUGAAUACAAGAUCAUCAUGCUGAACAAGCGUUAUCUAAUCUUUAGAGUCAUUAAAGUAAAUAAGGAAUGUGUCCGUGGCCUUUGGGCUGGGCAGCAGCAGGAGUUGGUCUUCUUGCGCAAUCGAAACCCAGAAAGAGGGAGCAUCCAAAAUGCAAAACAAGCUUUGAGGAACAUGAUUAACUCAUCUUGUGAUCAGCCCAUUGGAUACCCAAUUUAUGUCUCACCUCUGACAACUUCAUAUUCUGAUAGUCAUGAACAGCUAAGAGAGAUUCUUGGUGGUGCCAUCAGUCUGGGAAACAUCAAGAACUUCGUAGUAUCUACAUGGCACAGGUUAAGAAAAGGCUGUGGUGCUGGUUGCAACAGUGGAGGAAACAUUGAAGACUCGGAUGCUGGAGGUGGUGCUUCUUGCACAAGUAAUAGUGUAACUGCCAAUGAUUCUCAGAGCAGUGUAUCUCAAGGUGGUGGGAAUGCAACUGUUGGACAGGGAUCUGGAGUAGGAUUGCAUCCUCCUGUCACAUCUCAUCCAGUCACCCUAGGCACCAGCCAGAGUGCUCAUUCUGUGCAGUCAAGCCUUAUCAGACAUUCCCCUGCUCGUGCCUCAGUUGCCAGCCAGUCAACUUACUGCUACAGCAGUCGUCAUUCAUCCCUCCGGACAUCCACCACGGGCUUUGUGCCUUGCCGACGGUCUUCCACCAGCCAGCUUUCCCUUCGCAAUCUUCCCUCAUCCAUCCAGUCCCGUCUGUCCAUGGUGAACCAAAUGGAACCCGCUAACCAGACUGGCAUUGCCAACAUGCAGCAUGGCCUCCCUUCUUCAAGCAGUUCCAGUCAGAGCAUCCCAGCCUGCAAACAGCAUGCUCUUGUUGGCUUUUUAGGGACCGACGGAACGACGAAUGCCACCGAUUCACAGGCAGGCCCAAAUGUGAGCCCUGUGAGCCAGGCACAAACCAGAAGGGAUGAUGUUGUUUACAGAAUUCAGAUAAUAGAUCCUAGCCAGAUUUUGGAAGGGAUCAACUUAUCCAAAAGAAAAGAAUUGCAGUGGCCAGAUGAAAUGAUAAGGCUAAGAGCUGGAAGAAACAGCUGGAAAGACUGGAAUCCUCAGGAAGGCAUGGAAGGCCAUGUGAUUCACCGUUGGGUGCCUUGCAGCAGAGAUCCAGGGCAUAGGUCCCAUAUAGACAAAACCAUCUUGCUCGUCCAAAUUGAAGACAAAUAUGUUGCAGUGAUUGAAACUGGAGUCCUGGAACUUGGGGCUGAAGUGUGACCUUCUUGGACAAUUAAAAUCUAGUCCAUCUCCACAAUGUUUAGAAAUGAAGUAAGGAGUCUCAGAAGAAUACUCUAACAGCUUAAGUAAUAGGAAGAGGCUUGAAAAUGAAGUUAAGGGUAGGAUGUCAGUCUCCAAAACAGUUAAGGGGGUGCUUUUGAUCUUUUUCAAGUUAGCUACUGAAGAAAAUAUUGUGCAUGAAGGGUAAACAGGAUGUAUCUUUUGCUUUAUACAUUAUU